This is a messenger RNA of Manacus vitellinus (golden-collared manakin), 7614 nucleotides long. RefSeq names its product cullin-9. The transcript is spliced from 37 exons. Bases 10 to 6654 code for a protein of 2214 amino acids. Gene Ontology annotation, biological process: ubiquitin-dependent protein catabolic process. The record is from RefSeq and is a predicted model, not a curated record. Gene Ontology annotation, molecular function: zinc ion binding; ubiquitin protein ligase binding. NCBI's taxonomy places the organism in Eukaryota, Metazoa, Chordata, Aves, Passeriformes, Pipridae.
GUGCACGCGAUGGGCUGGAACCACAACCACAAGCCAGAGCUGUCACCUCGACAGGAGCUCCGGCCUCGCACCACCCGCUCCAUCUUCCAGCAAAAGACUCCAGCCAGCACUGCUGUCCAAAUGCCUGUACUCAGUUCAAACCAUGGUCCCCACAAAAAGCAGGGCCGUACCUUCUUGACUCUGUCAGACUUCGCAGACAGCAGUGACUAUGUGGAGUACUUACAGGCAAACCUGGUGCAUGGCAUGAGGGUGCGCUUGCUGGAGGACUGUGGUGACGUUAGAGCUGGGGAGGAAGGCGAGUUUCUUCAGAGCACUAACAGCAUGCACACAGUACAGGUUUUAUGGCGGUCAACAGGUCGAAUCUACUGGAUGCGUUGGCAAAUAUUGGAGAUUAUUGGCUUUGGAGACUGGUGGGAAGAUCCUGCUGCUCAGGAAAAGGAACAUAGUCCAAUAAAGAGCUUUAAUCUAGACACAGUUGCACAGCCAUUUUUGUGCAAGCCCUUGGGAGGUCUGUACUCCCUGCCUUACCUGGGGCAGCCGCCGACCAAGGCUGCAGAGGCCCUGAGCCGUGCCGAGUGGUGGGAGCUGCUCUUCUUUGUGAAGAAGCUGGAAGCACAGGAGCAGAAAGAGAUCACCUUUCUCAUCCAGCAUGACCAGGGAGAGCAGGUGGAUGAAGAAGCCUUGAUCCAGCUGUCGGUACCUGCGGAGCUGGCCCAGAAGGUGCUGCAGGUCUUGGAGAAGCGGUGCCAGGGCAGCACUCUGCGUGACCUGCGUGGCUGCCGCGUCUAUGCCAGAUACUUCCUCAGUAGGGGAGCUGAGCAGGAUGGUGGGGGGAGCACCGCAGUGUCCUCAGAGGGCAGUGGCUGCAGGAGCAUUGGCCGUGAAGCCAUGAUGGCCAAGGCAGCAAAGGAAGACCUUUCUGCAGCCGCAGUGCCGCCCCAAGCCCCCAGUGUGGCAGUGAAGUCCGAUUCCCAGCUGUUCAGCGAGCUCCUUAGGAGUGAAGGGCUGUGCUUCCCAGAGGUGACGGAGGAGCAGAUCAAAGUGUUGGGCAGCUCCAAAGGGGUGAGCGAGAGCGGCUCGUUGGCCGAGAUUGCAGCCAUGGUGGACGUGAUCGAGAGCAGCAGCUCAGCGGUGGGGCUGCGCUUAGCUGGGCUCAAGCAAAUCUUGAAGAUCCUGGAGGAGGAGCCCAAGUCCGAGCAGCAAGUUGGCACAGCCCAGGGCAGGCUGGGGACCGGGAGUGCUGGGGAGAAGCUGGUGCAAGUGGCAGUGGAGCUGCUGAGCACUGAGGUGGCAGAGAAGGCGCUGGUGGCGGUGACGCUGCGGCUGCUGGCCGUGCUGAUGGCACAGCACGACUGGCGUGUGCCGUUUGCCACGGAGGGUGGCGUGCGGGCCGUGCUGGCCUGCAUGCAGCAGCACAGCUCCUCCGCCCUGGUGCAGCAGGCUGGCCUGGCGGCCCUGAAGGUGCUGGUGGGAGCUGCAGAUGGUGAGCCAGGAGGUGGGAAGUCCUUGUCCUGGAACCAUGCUGACGUGCAGAUGAUGCGGGAGAUCUUUGCCAGCAUCGGCUCUGCCUCCAGCGAGGGCUCUGCCAGUCUGCUGAGUACUAUCCCUGCUGCCCUGAGCACCAUGCAGAGGGUCCCAGGGGGCUCCUCAGGAGUGCAGAACGGCUUGCUGGUGGUGAACAUGCUGAUGGAUGGGCACCGGGGCCUUGCUGAGCAGCUGGCGAGUUGCGACCUCCCGGCGGUGCUGCAGAGCUGCUGGAGGGAUGGGCAGAGCAGCGGCUGCCCUCAUGCGGUGCUGGCCCUCCGCGCCAUCAACCGCCUCGCAGAGCACGGGUUGCCCCUGGGCCUGGAGGCAGCAGGCAGAGAAGCCCCACUGGACCUGAAGGGUGUGCGGAUGCUUCUGGGCAGCCUGGAGGAUGGUGCUUUGUCCAAGGAGGUGGUGGUGGCCCUGGAACGGCAGCUCUGCGGUGAAGGCCCUGUCCCCUCUGGGCAGGUGGCCCAGCUGCUGCAGGACCACAGCUGCUUCAGGCUGCUGCUGCGCAGCUUGGAGCUGCUGGGGGUGGAGAAGGCUGUGAGCCUGAGCAUCCUCAGGAUCCUGAACAAGUUCCUGGACAGUUAUCAGGAGGAUGUGCUGCCCUGGCACGAGUGUGUGGAGCCCUGUGUGUCCUCCCUGAGCACCCACAGCAGCAGCUGGGAGGUGCUGCAGGAGGUCGUUGGCUUCCUGCACCGCCUGGCCACUGCCAGCAAGGACUGUGUGGUGGUGAUGUGCCACGUGGGCACCCACGAGGCUCUGUCCAAAGCCCUGGAAAAGCACAGUGUGGUUUCGUCGCUGGCGCCAGCCCUGCUCAACCUGGUGAUGGACUGUGAGAAGUACACCAGCCUCUACAGGAAGCUGACAACCAGAAUCUUGGCUGGCUGCAUCCAGCUGGUCCUGGGGCAGAUUGAGGAGCACCGCCGGAGUCACCAGCCCAUCACCAUACCCUUCUUUGAUGUCUUCCUGCAAAACCUGUGCCAAGGUGAGUGCUGGGAGUGGGAACUGACCCCUGUGCUGGCUUGGUGGCUGAAGGCUCUGUGUGCUCUCCCCACAGUGUCCAGCCUGGAGGUGAAGGAAGACAAGUGUUGGGAGAAGGUGCAGGUCUCCUCCAACCCGCACCAGGCCAGCAAGCUCACAGACAGGAACCCCAAGACAUACUGGGAGUCAAAUGGCAGCACUGGCUCCCACUUCAUCACUGUGCACAUGCAGUGUGGUGUGGUGAUCAGGGAGAUGAGCAUGCUGGUGGCCAGUGAGGACUCCAGCUAUAUGCCAUCCCGCGUCGUGGUGCUGGGUGGGGACAGCCCUGCCACCAUCAGAACGGAGCUCAACACAGUUACCAUCCUGCCUUCAGACAGCAGAGUGAUCCUGCUGGAGAACAUGACCCGCUUCUGGCCCAUCAUCCAGAUCCGGGUGAAGCGGUGCCAGCAGGGUGGCAUUGACACACGUGUGCGUGGCAUCGAGGUGCUGGGUCCCAAGCCCACUUUCUGGCCCGUCUUCAAGGAGCAGCUGUGCCGGCGGACAUUUCUCUCCUGCACUGCCCAGGCUCACGCCUGGGGCCAGGAGAUCUGCCGGGACCGGGGGCAACUGCUGCAACUCUUUGGGAGACUGAACCGGGCGCUGCAGCACGAGCAGGGCUUUGCUGACCGCUUCCUUCCUGAUGACGAGGCAGCCCGGGCAUUGGGCAGGACGUGCUGGGAGGCCCUGGUGAACCCCUUGGUGCAGAGCAUCACUGGACCAGACCCUGAUGGCAUCAGUCCCCUGGCCUGGCUGCUGAGGGAGUACCUGGAGAGUGUGGAGCCGCCCCGCCGUGCCAGGGGACACAGGACUGCCUUUGGAUCCUGUGUGCGGCGCCUGACCCAGCUCCUGGUGCACGUGGACCCUGGUGGCCCAGAGCCGGAGGAGACAAGAGCAGCUGGUGAGAAGACGGGGAAGAACAAGGAGGUGCCGGCCAGGGCUGCAAAGGCAGUGGUGAAGUCGAGUGGCCUGUGGGGAAUCUCUCAGUGCUGGCGUGGCGUGGUGCAGCAGCAGGUACAGCAGUUCCUGGAGGCAGCAGGGCAGGUGCCAGACCUUGCAGAGCAAUACUGCGGGCUGUACCAGCGCCUGCGCAGUGCCACAGAGGAGCUCUUUGGGCAGCAGGCCGCCUUCAUGCUGGCCCUGGGCCAGGGCUUUGCAGGGGCUUUGCUGCAGCUCUCCUUCCUGACUGCCCUGCAUGUGAGUGAGCAGUUUGCCCGCUACCUCGAUGUGCAGAUCCAGGAGCUCCGCAGGGCAGCACAGGGCAGCACAGGGCCGCUGGAGCGGCUGCAGCAGUUCUUGGAGCCCUUUGUCGUCUUCAGUGGCCUGGAGCUCGCCCACAGCUUCGAGCACUUCUACAGGCACUACCUGGGGGACCGGCUCCUGACGCAAGGGCCGUCUUGGCUGGAAGGAGGCAUCGUGGAGCAGAUCGGGCUGUGCUUCCCCAGCCGCUUUCCCCAAGAUAUGCUGAGCAACUUGGCUGAGUCAGAGGAGCUCCAGCGGCAGUUCUGCCUCUUCCAGCUGCAGGAGCAGGAUAAGCGGCUGCUGGAGCUGGACACGGGCCUGGAUGAGGUGCUGGAGACAGCCUCGGUGGCAGAUGUGCCAGAGGUGAAGGUGCUGGCCCUGUCCCCGCGCUGCUGGCCUGUUUCCCCACUCUGUUACAUGGAUAACCCUGGGAGGUUUUUCUCGGCAACGCUGAGCUCCCCCCUGGAUGAGUUUGCUGACUUCUGCCAGCAGAGCCAGAGCCAGCUGGGCUGGGAGUGCACGAAGCCCCAGCGAUUGCAGUGGACGUGGCUGGGCCACGCUGAGCUGCAGUUUGGAGACUGUGUCCUCCACGUGUCCACGCUACAGAUGUACAUCCUGCUGUGCUUCAACAGUGCUGAGGAGGUGACUGUGGAGGCCCUGCUGCAGGCUACAGGGCUCCCUGCUGACCUGGUGCACCACGCGCUGACACCGCUGACCCACGGCCAGGGCGUCCUGGUGCAGAGCUGCACACUGGGAGGUGCACUGCGGCUGAACCAGGUAGCCCUGGCCCAGGCCUCUGGCCACCACCUGAGGCUGCUGCCUCAGCAGAGAUACCUGCGGACAGAGAGGGCUGAGGUGAGCGCCCUGGAGAGGAAGAGGAAUGUCCUCUGUUGCCUCAUCACCCGCAUCCUCAAGGUGGAGAAGCAGCUCCACGUCGACAACCUGGUGUUCAGGGUGAUUGAUGCCUGUCAGAAGGGUGAACUGGGGCCAGGUGUGCAGUUUCUGAGCUUCUGCUGCCACAGCGUGGAUGUGCUGUCCUGUGUCCUGCACCUGUUGAACCAGGGCUAUCUCCGGCGCCAGGAGGGGAGGCCUCAUGUCUUGGAAUACAUCUCUGCUGAACCUACGACACCUCUUGGGGGCCAGGCACAGAUGACUUUCCAGUGCAGGCCACCACAGGCAUCUCCAGAUGAGGACAGCAUAGACAGCCUGCAUUGGUUGAAUCCUGGCAUAAACAGGGCAGAAGAAUAUCUUAUGGCAAUGCUGCAGGUGCCAAUGGGGCACACGCUUAGUCCAGAGGAGGCAAAGCUGCUCAUGAACCAGACAGUACAGCAGGUCCAGGACACUCUGAGCAUAUCGGAUGACGUUGCUCGGCACCUCCUCAUGCACUGUAAGUGGAACGUGGAUUUCCUGAUCCAGUGCUAUGUGGAGAACCGUGAUGCUCUGCUCAUCUCCUCGGGGCUGCAAGUGCAGGAUGUCCAGCCUCCUCCGAGCCCUGGAACCCACUGCCCAGUCUGUGUGAACCGGCUGUGUCCCACUGAGAAGCCACCAACCCUCUGCUGCAUGCACUACUGCUGCAAGCCCUGUUGGAGGGAAUAUCUCACGACUCGCAUUGAACAGAACAUAGUUGACAACUGCACCUGUCCCAUAUCUGAGUGCUGUGCACAGCCAACCACAGCCUUCAUUUACUCCAUUGUGUCCUCUGAGGAGAUCAUAGCGAAGUAUGAAAAAGCCCUCCUCAGACGCUAUGUUGAGUGUUGCUCCAACCUGACGUGGUGCACCAACCCUCAGGGCUGUGAUCAGAUCCUCCUUAAGGAUGGACUUGGUUAUGGAGCAGCCUGUUCCAAGUGCUCCUGGAUAUCCUGCUUCAACUGCAACUUCCCAGAGGCCCAUUAUCCUGCCAGAUGCAGCCACAUGUCUCAGUGGGUAGAUGAUGAUGGAUACUAUGAAGGAAUGACAAGUGAAGCCCAAAGCAAACAUCUGGCUAAGCUCAUUUCGAAGCACUGCCCAAACUGCCAGGCUCAGAUAGAGAAAAAUGAGGGUUGCCUGCAUAUGACAUGUGCAAAGUGUAAUCAUGGCUUCUGUUGGCGUUGCCUCAAGCCCUGGAGACCGAAUCAUAAGGAUUAUUACAACUGCUCUGCUAUGGUGAGUAAAGCAGCUUGGCAGGAGAAGCGUUUUCAGGAUUACAAUGAGAGAUGCACCUUUCAUCAUCACGCAAGGGAAUUUGCCACGAGUCUGAGGAACAGUAUUUCUUCCAUCAGAGAGAUGCCAAAAAUUAGGAACUUGACCUUUGUUCUUGAUGCCUGCAAAGUGCUAGAACAGGCACGGAAGGUGCUGGCUUACUCCUGUGUGUACAGCUACUAUAACCAGGACACUGAGAGCAUGGAUAUUGUGGAACAGCAGGCUGAGAGCCUAGAGCUGCUCACUAAUGCUCUGCAGAUCCUUCUGGAGGAAACCCUGCUGCAGUACCAGGACCUGGCCUCCUCUCUUCAGCUUCUGAAAGCAGAGCAUUUCAGUGCUGGUUUGGAGUUGGUACGCCAGAUCAAGGAGCGUCUCUUUGCAAUUCUCUGGCACUCCACACAGGAUUUCCAUGUUGGGCUCCAGUCUUCAGGAGAUCCUGGUCAGAGAAAGUUGAAACUCGCAAAUGUGCCUACUUCAGCCCUUGCCUAUACAGGGCAAAAACAUACCAUCUUGUGUGACUCCCCCAACACAGAUGAAGGUGGCAAAGAGGUUGAAGAUGAGGAGUAUGAUCCACAGUGGCAGGAAGACUAUGAUGAUGAUGAUGACCUUGAUGAAGACAACUUUAUGAUUGAUAAUGAAUCAGAUUGUGAUUCCUACUUUGAUGAUGAUGAUAGCUAUCAUAGCUAGAAGACCACCAUAGAAGUGGUCUGCCACCCAGCCUGCCAACCUGGACCUCUGCCUCUACUCUGUCUCAACCAGUUUGUGUUAGUGUUUUUCCUCGAAGGCAGGGAGGAGCUCUCAAGCGGAACAAAGCAUUUCCUCUGGGAGGCUAAUUGCUCAGUGACUCUUCUUUAAUAUGCAGAAACAUUGCUCUGGGCAGCUAGUCUGUGUUCCUGUGGCCACGUCUCUCAGAAAGAUAUCUCCUUGCCUUUUUUCCUUGUCUCCAGUUCUGCCUAUAGGUAUUUAAUUGAGUUAGAAAGUCACAGUCCACCUGCAAAGUUAGGACUACUUGCCACCUGUUAAAGGGCUGCUCAUUGUCCUUGGAUGUGCUCUUCCCAAGGUCUGAGCACAGGUGAGUGUGGCAUGUAUCCUAGCAUGGCACUGUUUAGAAAUGACCAGUGUCUAGAAAUGCUGUAGAGUGAUGCAUUUACACUCAAGUCAAAGCCUUGCAUCUGGAUCUGGUGGGAUUCCCUCCAGAGCCACAGAUGGAUGUGGUUCAGUUCCUCUAGUUGAGAGGGGCAGCAUUUUUGCUGUUGGGAGUUUUCUUCUCUGCUGUGAAGCAGGAAGGACUACGAGUGACACAAGUUUGCAGGACUGUUUAAGUGUAUAAACAUAUGUUAUAUAUAUAUAUAUGCAGAGAUUGUUCAGAUAAUACUUUAUCUUUGCAAAAAAAAAAAGAAAACCCUGAGGAACAAGGGUUGAAAAAAGUUCUGUUUAAAAAAAGAAACAGUUUUCUUCUAGCACAAGCCUCCUUGUUGUCUGUGGGGAACAUGAAUGGUGAGGGAGAGUAGGAUACCCUCAAGUGAGGAGGAUGUGACCUUGAUGUGCUCAUCCCAGGAGUUAUUUGUGAAAUUGAUGUGGGUUUGGAAUCCUCACCCAGGGCACACAGUCUGCCCUGUAAAGUGCCUUUUCCUUCCUGGGCAGUUC